CUGGGAACGGUAUACCACCGCACAAAGUAAACAAACAGCCGACGGGAAGCAUGGUUUGUGUCGAAUGAAAAGCGCUGCUGCUAUCUCCGUUACACACGCAAAACAUGUUGCGCUCUUUUUCCUUUUUUGUUUUUGUAUUUUGGAUUAUUAUUAUUUUGGUUUGUGUAUAGCAACGCGGCGUGUGGUCUCUUCCCACCUUUUUCGCUCUCGAUCCUGCACGCUGGCGAGAGCGUUUGAUUGAGCAGGUUUGUGAGAGAUGUCGGACGGAAACAGAUGUUUUCUUCUGCACAGUACUGUACGGCGAUGGAGGCGCCUGGUGCCGCACGUUUUUACGGUUGAGGAACGGAAGCAAAUGGCCGCGGUGAAUGCGUUCGCUUGCAUAAACAAUCCAACCGGUGGCCAUGAGGAAAGAGAGAGAGAGAGAGAGAGAGAGAGAGAGCGAAUGUUUGAGGUGAGAUUCUUCGGGAACGCUCUCUCGAGAGCAAAAAAGGAUUCGGGUGAUGGUGAUCACGAUUGAUAAAUAAACUCAAGUCGCGUCCACUGGAUUCAUUCAGUCUUUCGGAGUCGGUUGUAGCAACCGGACGGAACACAUCUGUUGCCCAUUCGCAGUGCGUGCUCCACGUGAAAGGAUACGGAUCGAGUUAACGUGUGGAAUUCUCGGCUUCUUCGCGUAUCAAACGUUUAAGACGGCUCCCAACCUUACAGGGGUUCGCGUUAGGGCAUUUUUGUGUUCGUGCGUGUGCGUGUGUGUGUUGUGCUUUAUCAAAGUGUCCGGUUUACAAGUGCAAUAAAUUAGCUCCAAAAGAUUGCUGCUGGUGAAAGUGGGACUGAGUGUUGGUGGUGAUCCUCGGUGUGGACGCACGGUACAGUGCUGUAAGCCCCCUUUACUACCAGGCCAGGUGGCAGUGUGGUGCCGAGUGGUGUAUUUGUUUUGAAUAUAUUAAAAACCAUGCGGGCACACACAAGUUUUGGUGCAAACCAGCAGCAGUACGGCAGAUUGAGAUAAUAAAUUUCAAUGCAUGUCUGCGUCCGCUUAACAUUAUUUUCGUAAAUGCGCCUCGCUAUCUGCUACCCCAGGUACUUAGGGGAAUAGUUUUGCACAACAUUCACCUGCUUACACCAUCGGAACCGAGAGGCGGCUGCAGCACUGUUUGCGAAAGGAUUUUAAACCGCGGUAACAAUCGACCAGCAUCGAAGUGGUCUCGGCCCCCCUGCUCGUUCAUCAUUUUUGGAGUACACUGCGGUCGGUCUUGGCCUCGAGCGGCCUCGGUCAUUAUACGCUGCUGACGGAGUGAAAUUUCAACCAAGUGCCAGAUUUCUCCUGGGGUCCUGAAAACGAAAAUGGCGACUUCUUCAAAUAUGAUGUGUGUUACAUUAUUUCAGGAAAGAAAAUGGAUUCAGGACUCGAAUGGCACGGUUGGUACGAUCUAACGCCGCCUGGCGGCGUUGAUUGAUCCCGCGAAGGAUGGAGCAACAAUGUGUGGAGGAGCGUGUCCUAGAAUGGUUGCACUACAUCUACAGCAACGAUUCCGCCGGGGCCAUCGUGCUGAACGCCGCUGAGUUCAAACAACGGCUGCUGUACAUCCUCGCGACGCGGUUCAACAUGGACGAAACCGGAGCCAGCUACUACCUGCACGCGUUCGAGUACCAAAACAUUACCGAGCACAACAUCACCGAGGAGCACGUGAACGACUUCCUGCGCCGGGUGUUCCAAUCGCUCAACUUCCUGAACCGCACCCUGCCGGAGCAGCCCGAGCCGGACGAGGUGGAGGCGACCAACUGUAGCGAUUACUGCAAGGGAGCCGUCCGGGAGGUUCUGCUCGAGUACAAAUUGCUGCACGGCUACAUUUCACUUGUGAUAUGUUUCUUUGGCACGAUCGCCAACAUACUCAACAUUAUAGUGCUGACUAGAAAGGAUAUGACCAAAGUGCCCAUCAAUCGCAUUCUAAAAUGGCUCUCGGUAACGGACAUGUUUGUAAUGAUCGAGUACAUCCCGUUUGCAUUCUACAUGUACCUUAUACUUCCGGACCGCCGAGACUACCCGUACUCCUGGGCCGUUUAUCUGAUGUUUCACAUGCAUUUCACUCAAAUCCUGCACACCAUCUCGAUACUGCUGACGGUAACGCUGGCAAUUUGGAGAUACAUCGCAAUCAAACAUCCGCACGGAUCGCUUGCUGUGUACGCCCAAUCCAACUACGGUCAGGCCAUUGCGUUGUGCUACAUCCUGGCGCCAAUCCUGUGCUUUCCGACGUACUUCGUGUUCACCAUACGGCAGACGUUCGUUUUCGAAGGCGACACCCAGCUGAUACUGUUCCAUCUGGAUACGGAUGAAAGUACCAUCGUCUAUCGGUAUAAUUUCUGGAUCCAUUCGGUAAUUAUCAAGCUACUGCCCUGCACCAUCCUCACCGUCAUCAGCUGCGUGCUCAUACAGGUGCUGUGGAAGGCGAGCAAGCGACGCUUGAAAUUGAAACAGGGCGGAAAUUAUUCGAAAAAUGGUACCUCUUCCGUGACGCCGCAGAGUGGUGGCGGAAGCAGCGGCGUGGUGCCACCCACCAGCAACGGAAAUCGCCACCCGAAAACGGAUCGCCGGGCCGAUCGGACGACCACGCUGCUGGUGGCGGUACUGUUGCUGUUCCUGUUCACCGAAUUUCCGCAGGGCAUCCUGGGGCUGCUGAGCGGCAUCCUGGAGAAGUGUUUCUUCCGCCGCUGUUACGGCCUGUUCGGCGAGGUGAUGGACCUGCUGGCCUUAAUUAACGCCGCCAUCGGAUUCGUACUGUACGGGCUGAUGUCGAAGCAGUUCCGGACGAGCUUCAAGUCGGUUUUUUUCAAAACUCCAACCCAUAGGGCCGAGAUUACGCGCAUGACCGGCAUCACGACCACCUGUGUCUGAUCGUGUAACGCACGCUUCCUGCACCUGCCCACCACACGCUACGGUCCGGGCCCUCCCCUGACUUCGAUCUCUCCGGCACAGCCAGCAGCUGUCGACCACCAUCUGCACCAUCCCGUCGUAUAGCGGUUGAACGACCCCGGGCUGUUGACCCCAGAUGUUAAUGCCCCCAGUACUGCUACCGAACGAUCCGUUUUGUUUGUAGGUUAGGUCUGAUGCAAACCAAAACCAAAACUACCACCAUCCCUACUCUCUAGGUAUCGGAGGGUGCAGCUGCGAUAGUGCCACGAUAAAACUGUAGCCAAGUAGCUGGUAGCGGGCGCUGUAGAGCUUCACAGCGCGAUAGCAUACUCAUCAAAGUGCAGUAGAGCUUUAGUCAGUUGUAGUUCUUCCGUUUUUUGCUUAAGACGCGAACCAGCUCGCCGUGGAGCGUACCUCCUUGACUGCGCGCGCGUGACGAGUGAGACGAAUCAGCGGAAAUUUAACCAUGUUUGCUAUUUACCAGCCAUGGGUUGGAGUUGUGAUUUUUAUCGAAAGAACAAAAAAUAAGGGCGCAAAAAUUGCUAGAAAAUGCUAAUGAAACAUGUACAUAGCCACACAUACACACGUUCAUACAUCAACUCAAUUGCUGAACUUUGCCAGUCAGAAUUACUUAUGUACAGAGCGCUAGAACGAUAAGAUUUGUGUUUUUUACUAAUUCAAUGCUAUUUAGCUAAAUGUUUGUAGGUAAAGCGUAAGCGAGGAAGAGCACAGAGCUGACAUCAUUUUUUGAUGGCAACUCCACUGUAAACUGUAAGAAACAAAACGAAAACCGAAGCUGUUUGUUACAAUGAGGUCGGUGCGGGCAGAAGUUUUUAAUAAUCGUAGCAAAUAUGAAACAACUGUAAGCGUUUCACGUGCGAAUGGUUUCAAGCUUUCAAGUCGUAGCAAUUAUUUAUCCCUACCCCCCCGCAACAAAGAACCACCUAACCCACCGUGACCAAGCAAACCAAUUCCACACCCCUUUGGCCGUGGAUGGCCGUUCGGUGUGGAGUUUGUUUGACUUCGUGCAGACGCAGACCGCUGGAUGCAAUAUCCUGUGCAAGGUCCACUGAGCCCAACACCUUCUUACGGAUAUUCGUCCCAAUGGUAGGAGCAAAACAGUACACAUCAUUACGACGGUUGGCUGUCGAUUGGCCGGAGAUGGAACACAGGUUUCGCCAAACCCACGACCACACUUUUAGGCUUAGCUGCUGCGAUGAAUCGGAACGAUUGUCAAUGGACCAAAGUACUGUCGCAAGCGAGCGUUCAUUUCCGAUCCGGCAACGAGUGUGCGAUCAAACUAAUGAUUAGUACUAUUUUGGCAGACUUUUAGGUAGUUGUUACCACUUAAGCCGUUCGAUGACGUUGGCAGGAAACCAUUUUCUUUCUAAGGAGCAAAGGUGCAAUUAAAUGCGUGCAAAACUGUAUAUUGUCAAUCGUACAAACUGUGCUACCCUAGGUGGUUUAUUUAUUAGUUUUAGUACCACACCGCUGUACGACCACCACCCAAUAGGUCCAACUACAUACAUACAUCGCACAAUAAGCUGGUGAAGGUGGUGAUGGUGAGUGUCGUAUGGAGCACAAGUUGCAACUUGGUAGCAGAUAAAACUGGCUGUACUUUGGUAGAGAGCUUACAUGCAGUAGACAAAGCGGCAGAGCAGCUGCGUAAGGAAUUUAUAAUCGUACAGAAACCCAACCGAAACGAUGACACAAGCGAACGAUUCAAAUUAGUGCAAAAACGAAUUUAAAACGACAAAUGUGUAUUGCGACCGAGAUGAGUGGUGGUGGCGAUAUAGCACCGAACCGGUGAACCGAGAUGCUGUAUUUUGAAUUGUAGCUGUUAAGAUAUUGCAUGCAGAGCAGUGAAAGUAUGUACGCGGUUUGAAAUGUAAAUGGGUGUCGAAUGUG
Messenger RNA from Anopheles stephensi (Asian malaria mosquito), 4816 nucleotides. Its product is annotated as G-protein coupled receptor daf-37. The coding region runs from base 1466 to 2890 and encodes 474 amino acids. The transcript is spliced from 9 exons. Gene Ontology annotation, cellular component: membrane. Gene Ontology annotation, molecular function: G protein-coupled receptor activity. Gene Ontology annotation, biological process: G protein-coupled receptor signaling pathway. The record is from RefSeq and is a predicted model, not a curated record. Lineage: Eukaryota; Metazoa; Arthropoda; Insecta; Diptera; Culicidae.